This is a messenger RNA of Drosophila bipectinata, 1359 nucleotides long. RefSeq lists its product as uncharacterized. The record is from RefSeq and is a predicted model, not a curated record. Lineage: Eukaryota; Metazoa; Arthropoda; Insecta; Diptera; Drosophilidae.
AGUCUGUUGAAAUAUCUAUAAAAUAUCUGUUACCCUUGGGAUGUCCGUCCGACUUUUUAAAAUAUUAAAACUUUAAAAAGUGUCGAAGUUGUUUUUAUUGUUUGGUGCAUAAUGAACCAGGUAUGGGUGUUUUUCAAGUUGAUUGAGGUAGUCCUGGGCGCACUCUGUAUGUUCAUUCACAUGCGUGGAGCAAGCUUGUGGCCCCAAUACGUGCCACAUGAUGUCAUAUACUGCGCCGUUUUUCUUUCCUUCACGGCCCUAGCUGCCCUGGGGGCAUUUCGCUUGUUAAUCACUCAGAAAUGUGUGCUGUCCGCACAACUGAUACUAACUCUGAGUGCCAUGAUUGCACAUUACUUCUGCGGCCUAUUGGUGAUGCGGGACAUCGUAAAUAGCCCCAUUCUCAAGGCCCUAAACGACACCAGCGAAUACAUGGAGCAUCCUGCUUUCGCCAUAUGCAAGCAGCAAAGUAUCGCUGCCUUGGUCACGGGCACCAUGUACCUAAUGCACAUGUUUCACGUCCUGGAUCUGCUGAUGCGCAUGGAGCCCGGGGACUGGCGACGACAGGCGACGGGACUGUUCCAAAUGUUCACCCUGGACGAGUUGGCAGGUCGCACCACCGGACUAUUCGUCCUUUCUCAGCCGGUGGACGAUUUCCUGUGUGACAGAUGUGAAUUCUACGACACGCUUGCCCACUCGCAGCCCAUGCACUUCCGGCAAAACUACGAGGAGGAGACUCAGUUCAUAAACCGCAUGUGGUCCGUAUUUGGAGAGGCGCGGAGGAAAUUCUGUCUGACGGAUACCUUCGAUAAUAGCGAUGAAAGCUAUAUGUCAACGCCAACUAUAACCAGCUCUGACUCCUUCGAACUACAGCUUUCCCGCGACGAUUGGUCCAUGGAGGACGAAGCCCUCCGAUACCCAAUCGACUGGCGGGGAGUUAGUGACUCCUCCAGCCUGUGGGCCCAGAUCGAAGACAGAAGCAGUCAGGCUACCGCUAGCACCACCAGGUCCACCGCAGAAAGAAGCAAUAAUUGGGAACUUGAUGACCAGAGAAAAUCAGAGAUCAUGCUGGUUAACGAAGGAGCUACCAGAAAGAGUAUCUGGGACGAGGAGGAUAAUUAUGAAAAAUCGAACAUCUGGACGGUGAAGCGAAGUUCGACCAACCAGCCCUUAACCCCCGAUAGCGAGUCGAGGGAAGAAAGCGACGAAGAAUACUAUGAGAUGGAAAAUGUCCAACUCGGAUCAACCAAAAGAGAUUCGGCAUCCGAGACUGAAGCUCCGUUGGAUCCUUUUGGUUUCGAUAAAGAUUCUCAGAAUACACCGACAAAUAACCCAACAAAAACACAAAAAUCUGCUAAGUAA